CUCCUCUCUCCUUGUAGCUAGGGCACGACUGGAGAAAGACGCAGCUGACACUGUCCUCUAUUUGAGACAAAUUUCAUCACAGGCAAUCAGCUACUCUUCAGGCAGGCUUUUCUUGAUGGGUUUUGUUGAUUUCACCGUCUCCGUGUGAUGAGUCAAAAUGGCCUAGUCUCUCUGCAGAGACCUUUUUCUGAUGGGAGCCGUGGCUGUUACUGUCUCAGCAUCUUCCUUUACCUUAGCUACUGUGCACAGUGUGGUGCAAGGCGGAGAAGCACACGGGGUGUACCCGUGGGAGGCAAAAAGACAAAAUGGCAACUCUUAAGGAAAAACUGAUUGUGCCAGUUGCAGAAGAGGAGGCAGCAGCCCCAAACAAUAAGAUUACUGUCGUGGGCGUUGGACAAGUUGGUAUGGCCUGUGCUAUUAGCAUACUUGCAAAGAGUCUUGCUGAUGAACUUGCCCUUGUUGAUGUUUUGGAAGACAAACUCAAAGGAGAAAUGAUGGAUCUGCAGCAUGGGAGCUUAUUUCUUCAAACUCCGAAAAUUGUGGCUGAUAAAGAUUAUUCCGUCACUGCUGGUUCCAAGAUUGUUGUAGUCACUGCAGGAGUCCGCCAGCAAGAGGGAGAGAGUCGCCUCAAUCUGGUACAGAGGAAUGUGAAUGUCUUCAAAUUCAUUAUUCCCCAGAUUGUAAAGUAUAGCCCAGACUGUAUCAUAAUUGUGGUUUCCAACCCAGUGGAUAUCUUGACCUAUGUCACCUGGAAACUGAGUGGCCUGCCAAAGCACCGGGUGAUUGGUAGUGGAUGCAAUUUGGAUUCUGCCAGAUUCCGCUAUCUUAUGUCUGAAAAACUUGGCAUCCAUCCAAGCAGCUGCCAUGGCUGGAUCCUUGGAGAACAUGGGGACUCAAGUGUGGCUGUGUGGAGUGGAGUGAAUGUGGCAGGUGUUUCUCUCCAAGAGCUGAAUCCAGAAAUGGGAACUGACAAUGACAGUGAGAACUGGAAGGAAGUUCAUAAGCUGGUGAUUGAAAGUGCCUAUGAAGUGAUCAAACUUAAAGGAUACACCAACUGGGCUAUUGGAUUAAGUGUUGCCGAUCUAAUUGAGACCAUGUUAAAAAAUCUAUCCAGGAUUCAUCCUGUGUCCACUAUGGUGAAGGGGAUGUACGGUAUUGAGAAUGAAGUAUUCCUCAGCCUUCCAUGCAUUCUGAAUGUCCGAGGACUGACUGGCGUUAUCAACCAGAAGCUGAAAGAUGAGGAGGUAGCUCAACUCAAGAAGAGUGCCGAUACCUUGUGGGACAUCCAAAAGGACCUGAAAGACCUAUAACAUUCCCAAUAAGAUUCUGUAGAACCCAAUCAACAUGAUAUAAAUCUCCUUGCCCACUUAGUAAUUAGCCAUCUUCGUGGAUAGAAUUUUUCUCUUGAACUCAACUCUGGCCGCAGAAUUAAAGCAUAUGAUUAAAAGGCUUGCUAUAUGAACCUAUGAACCAAUAAAUAAACUACUGAAGUGUGCUUUCUUC
Messenger RNA from Phascolarctos cinereus (koala), 1503 nucleotides. The record is from RefSeq and is a predicted model, not a curated record. Lineage: Eukaryota; Metazoa; Chordata; Mammalia; Diprotodontia; Phascolarctidae.